Molecule: messenger RNA, 2016 nt
Organism: Lepidothrix coronata (blue-crowned manakin)
Lineage: Eukaryota; Metazoa; Chordata; Aves; Passeriformes; Pipridae
Gene: ZMAT2
Product: zinc finger matrin-type 2
Exons: 6
Coding region: 95-694 (199 amino acids)
Biological process (GO): mRNA splicing, via spliceosome
Cellular component (GO): U4/U6 x U5 tri-snRNP complex; spliceosomal complex
Molecular function (GO): nucleic acid binding; zinc ion binding
Source: RefSeq, a predicted model, not a curated record
CACGUGACACCGGGGGCGCACGUGACACCGGGCGGGAGGCCGCGCUUUACGGCGCCGCGCGACAGUUCCCGGUGCCGUCCCCCCUCAGGCCGCCAUGGCGUCGGGCAGCGGGACCAAGAACCUGGACUUCCGCAGGAAGUGGGACAAGGAUGAAUAUGAGAAGCUGGCGGAGAAGCGGCUCACGGAGGAGAGAGAAAAGAAAGAUGGCAAACCAGCUCAGCCCGUCAAAAGGGAACUUCUGCGGCACCGAGACUACAAAGUGGACCUGGAAUCCAAGCUGGGGAAAACCAUCGUCAUCACCAAAACUACCCCUCAGUCAGAGAUGGGGGGGUACUACUGUAAUGUGUGUGACUGUGUGGUGAAAGAUUCCAUUAACUUCUUGGAUCACAUCAAUGGCAAAAAACACCAGAGAAAUCUGGGCAUGUCCAUGCGGGUGGAGCGUUCCACGCUGGACCAGGUGAAGAAACGCUUUGAGGUGAACAAGAAGAAGAUGGAGGAGAAGCAGAAGGACUAUGACUUCGAGGAGAGGAUGAAGGAACUCCGUGAGGAGGAGGAGAAGGCCAAAGCCUACAAGAAGGAGAAGCAGAGAGAGAAGAAGAGGCGGGCGGAGGAAGAUUUGACCUUUGAGGAGGAUGAUGAAAUGGCAGCUGUGAUGGGCUUCUCUGGUUUUGGCUCAACCAAAAAGAAUCACUGAGCAGCUCCGGACUCUCCUCUUUCUCUAAACAGUUUGUUUUUACCCAGGGAACUCUGGAUAACUCUUCAAAGACUUGAUGGAGGACUUGUAUGUAAAUCUCUCAGUAGAAGUUGGCUGGAGGAGUCGAAAAGUGAUUCCAUGCUCUACCUGUGCUGCAGAACAAGCUCCGCCUCUCAUUAGCUUCCCAUCUCCUUCUGUGUCCUAGAUCUGGCUGCUCAGCUGCUCUGUGGCCGUGUGCGUGCCGGGAACUGCUCUGCUGGGUACAUUUUUGUGUCAAUAAAGUGCAGCCAUUCUGCACAGGUGGCCUGGUUCAGGAUUAAUCUAGUUGUCAACCAGGCCCUAGUUGUCACCCAGGCUGUGUUUGAGGCACAGGGAGGGAUCCAGGUUUUUUUGGGAUCGUAAUGGAAGGAAAUGUGCCACAGCAAGCGGUGUGAGCGGUACAACCUGCAUCUUCAUGGCUUGUGCUGAGCAGGGCUGGUGUCUGCAUGGAGUCUGGGUUGCCAAAACUUUCCUGUGUGUUUUACCUGCAAGGGAGACUUCCCUGCUUUUUCUUUGUGUUUUAUCCCAUAAUUAUCCCUCUUUAAGGCAGGGGAGAAAUUCCUCCCCACGACUGGUCUAGGAUAGAGCCAAUGAAAGAAAGGUGUGUUCGAUUUGCCAGAAAUAAAUUGACUCUUUUAAUGGGUCCUUUGGUGGGAGUUUGAUGCCUUAUUUAUUUUGAGAGCUUCUGCUGCCCACUGAGAAGAGCUGCUGAUGUCUCCUGUCAGCACAAAGCUGGGCUGGCCUUCUGGGGACCUCGAUGGAGACAAAGGCGUGGCGUGUGCCCCCCUCUCCUGGCUCAGCUCCCAGCUGCCCUAGAUGGGCAGUUGCCAUCAUUCUUGGUUUUUUUAAGUAAUUCUGGAGAAGGGUGUAAGAACUUGGGAGAGGGAAGGGACUUCAGGGCUGGGGACCUGCAUUUCCAUCAUGCAAUCCAAGACAGGCUGGGCUGCUUUCCAGAUUUUAUCAGCCUUAGUAUAUUAAGGGCCAUUUUUUUCCUGUCUACUGGCUGUCAGUGUCUUUUCACCUCUGCCCUCCCCUAAAUCCACUUCAUUUCAGCUUUUAUUUACCUCAGUCAAACCUUGUGUGACUCAUUUCCGUCUGCAGUUAGGAUUUAUAUUUUGCAUGGCUGGGUUUUCGCGGCUCUGUCUCACUCUCCUCUCUCUUUUUAUGUAUAUUGAUGAAAUCCUUGCGCUUGCCCUUCUCCGUGCUCGUAUGAAAUUUCCAGCCUGGGGAAGGCUGCAGUGUUUAGCCUGCUCUUUCUAAUACAUCUAGAACAAAUCCUGUAA